Cyprinodon variegatus (sheepshead minnow) is the source of this 2444-nucleotide messenger RNA. RefSeq lists its product as uncharacterized. The coding region runs from base 142 to 1452 and encodes 436 amino acids. Lineage: Eukaryota; Metazoa; Chordata; Actinopteri; Cyprinodontiformes; Cyprinodontidae. Gene Ontology annotation, biological process: positive regulation of transcription by RNA polymerase II. The record is from RefSeq and is a predicted model, not a curated record. Gene Ontology annotation, molecular function: DNA-binding transcription activator activity, RNA polymerase II-specific; RNA polymerase II cis-regulatory region sequence-specific DNA binding. The transcript has 11 exons.
UGUAGUUCCAACGCGCGCGCGGCGUUUGAUUGUAGUAGGCUGCACAGUUGAGCUUCGGCUGCUAGGUGUGCUUCAGUUCCUUCUGCGUUCAGAUCUUUUCAGAGGAAUACAAACCCCACCAAUAGGAAAAUAGUGAUUGGUAUGAAGAUAUGCCGAAAGAGAUCGUUGCUCCAAUCCAGCUAUGUGGAAAAAAUAUCUGGGGAUGGAAAAUUAAGCACAAAGCCGGAGAAAAAUACAGAAUCUACCCAAGAUGUUGGGAAAAAGAAGAAAAGGAAAAGCAUAGCAAAGAAAGAUGGAACCUGGUUGGUGACUUGUGAAAACAAAGAGGGAGUGAUGGAUUUAAAGAAGCUUGAAAGAGGUGAGAAUUGUAUUGAGUGUGAGGGCCUGUGGUUUACCCCACCUGCCUUUGAGGAUCUAGCAGGAAAGGGUUCCUGUAAAAAAUGGAAGAGAACAAUUUUCCAUGAAGGAAGGCCUCUGGGACACUUUUUUUCUGAAGGUAUCCUUUCAACGGUUGGAUAUCUAAGACGAAGAUCUGAGCCUAUGAGGCAGAAGGUGGAGGUGCCAUUGAGAAAAGACAGAAGGAAGUCAACAAACGCUGUCACAUUCCAGGGAACUAGAAGCAGAAAGUACAGAUCCUUCAACUCAGUGACCCAAAUAAAAGUUUCCUCAGAGAUGACGGACAUAAAGUCUACAGAGGAUCCUGACAUGAGUACUGCUAAAGGCUCUGAUGCGUUGGAUAAUGGACACAGAAGUAAUUUAGAUGGAGAACAAGAGCCAAAACAAAGAAAAACUACUGAGGAGGAUGUGCUUUCAGCUCCAGAGUCCGCAAAAGACCACAACACUACAGAAGAAAGGUGCUAUGACCCCGACAACACUACAGCUGAGAAACGGAUGAAGAUGAAAUCACAGCUAAUCAUAAAAAGGCUCUCUAUGAAGAGAACAUAUAAGACAAGAGGGCGACCAAAAGACAGUUGGUGUGAGCCUUUGGACAAUAACACAGAGAACAAUGACCCUAAAGACGCAACAGAAGCUGUAGGGAAAAGAAAUGCAAAGGAGUUGAACGGCAAAGAUGACAACCUCACAGCUCCCCCUGAGGAGGUGACCGUAACCAGUGAUCAUGAAGACAGGACUGAGCUGCCUGCUGCACCCCUAAAUCUGACACUUUGUGUUAACGACGAUGACUCUGAUAAAGCCGAAUCCGAGAAUGGAGAAACAGAAUUGGAAGGAUUAGGGACAAGCAUCCAACUCUCAAAUGGAUUUCAUGCCUCUGAAAUUGAGACCAAAACUACAGCGGUCUCUGGAGGAUCAGAUGUGGAUUCACUGGAUCUGGAUCAACUGAAGAAGGAAAAAAUAAAAAUGCAGCUGAAGGUUUUAAGAUUGCAAGAGGAGUAUUACACGUUGAUGCUAAAGGACUUAAAAACAAAAGAUCUGAACUGCUCAAAUGAGAACUGAUUUUCUGACUACAACUAGGAUCAGUAGAGCUACAACGAGUAUUUGAAGAAAUUAGUCAUACUGACACAUCGAUUUAGUUGAUGUAAAUUUUAAAUUCAAAAUGUGAAUUUUUAUGUUUUUUUAAAACUUUUCCAUUUUAAAUGUGUUUAAGAUUGAAGACCACUUGUUUUUCAGAGACCAAAGUAAUGGUUUCAAAGUGUCCAGCUUAUAAUACAGUUCAUAAAGUGCAGCUUUGUAUGGUGAUUUAUACAAUGAUGUGGAAGUAGUCAAAAAAAUAGAAAAACCCAUCAAACCGGCACUCCACAAUGAUAUUUUAAAGUAUUCUUCUACGUGUCCAGUUGAACCCGUUACUGGUGAAUGUUGUUAUAUAAGCUAAUUCAUAGCUAGAUUUGUCUCCUAGCAUUUAUUUUGUUUACUUCUUUGGUUCAGCAUGGUAACUCUGAUACUGCUAAUCUGUUUUUGUUUUACUAAAAACGAUUUAGGUGUUUUACUGUAAUACAGUUCUCAAAAGGUUAUACACUGUUCAUCAUAACAGAUACAGAUGUAACUUGUUCACAUUCAAACAUGAUUUUCUCCAUAAUUUGUUGCCUUUUAUCAAUGAUGGAGAGAAAAAUAGAAAUCCAUAAGAUAACGAGGCACCUGCUUACCUGCAAUAAGCUCAGUUCAAACCAAACUUUUAACAGUGUUAGCAUGAUUUUAUUUUAUGUUUUCUUCUGUGGUAGCUGCAAGAGCAGUGUGCAAUCCUAAAAAAUGUAGCUUUUAUCUAUUUUUUUAUUUUGUGUCAGGGUUUUUGUAAAGUUUCUAAACGUUGUACAUGUAAAGCUGUGCAUGACCCUCAGAGGGUUUCUCUCAUUACUUUAACCAUGUUGGAUGCAUCAAUCGGUUUGUUUUCAGUUUAUUUUUAAUGUGAACUAAAUCACUUUGAAAAAGUGAACAGCCAGAGUUUUUCUGUUGGUGCUUUCCAUCCAUUGUGCUAAGCAUUUAUUAAAACA